Molecule: messenger RNA, 1071 nt
Organism: Lactuca sativa (garden lettuce)
Lineage: Eukaryota; Viridiplantae; Streptophyta; Magnoliopsida; Asterales; Asteraceae
Product: auxin-responsive protein SAUR36
Biological process (GO): response to auxin
Source: RefSeq, a predicted model, not a curated record
CACGCUAGUUCGUCUCAACAGAUCACCUGCUAUACACACACACAUUCUCUCUCUCUCUCUCUCUCACAUCGCCAUGGAUAUCUAUUUGUGACGAAACUGAAGAACAAUACGAGUAGAUUUAUGAUUCUUAUUAUCUACAUCAAAGCAUACGGUAGAGCUCCUUUAUGCGUAUAACAACCACCGUGCGCGAUCUAGAACCUACUUCUCGUUUUGUUUCUUGUAGCCAUGUCUGUGGUAGACCCUUGGCCGUUGUUUUGAGAAACCAACCGAUUUACUGUAAUUUUUAUACAAAAUCUUCAACUUCGCACGGAAAGAAACUCGAAGUUUGAUCUGGUUAGUUGAAUUUCUCGUAAAAAGGAUGAAAAUUAGAGGGUUUUUGAUCAAACAUAGAGUCAGUUCACUUUUUCGGCGAGUUUACCGGAGAACUCAAUCGUCGGCAGGUUACAGACGGCUAGAUCGGUCUCCGAGGUGUAUGUCAAAUUUGUUGAAGUGGGGUGCUCGGCUCAAGACGAAAACAAUAGCUUUGUGUUCCAAAAACUCCGAUCUGUCUCGGAAUCCGGUUCCUGAAAAGUUUAUAGAGCCGCCGCGGGUGGCGGUGCCGAAAGGGAAAAUGGCGGUGUACGUCGGUCAGAAAGAUGGAGACUUCAAGAGAGUGUUGGUGCCGGUGAUAUAUAUAAACCACCCGUUGUUUGGUCAACUGUUGAGGGAGGCGGAGGAGGAGUAUGGCCACGACCACCCCGGCGGGAUUACCAUACCUUGUCGGUUUUCGGACUUUGAGAACGUGAAUACUCGGAUCGCCGCCGCAUGCGGUUUCCGGAAAAUGAUGACGUGGAAGCGUCGUUCAUGAUGAUGAUGAUGAUAAAUAUAGGACCAUUUUAGGUUUUUUCUAUAUCUUUGAGAGCUUUUUUAGAGUGAAAGAGGCAAAGAGCUGUAUUGAUUGUAUAUUGUGAAUUAUAAGUAAUACAGUUCUCUGGAUUUGGAUAAUUUUACUCUGAAAACCCAUAUUUCAUUAUUUUGUGCACGUUAAAUCUAUAAAAGUACAAACAUAUAUGUGAUUGUUUAUUUUUGACA